This is a messenger RNA of Tetrahymena thermophila SB210, 3564 nucleotides long. RefSeq names its product cyclic nucleotide-binding domain protein. The record is from RefSeq and is a predicted model, not a curated record. NCBI's taxonomy places the organism in Eukaryota, Ciliophora, Oligohymenophorea, Hymenostomatida, Tetrahymenidae. The transcript has 7 exons.
AUGAAUAAAGGAUAUUAUAGCGAAGGAAUAGCAGUUGUCGACAGACUCUCUGCCUAUAAGCAUUAUUUUCAAAAUUAUUUAUUUUUCGACAUCAUAACUGCAGGUGCUCUUUAUGCCAAUCAAAGCUAGUCAUAUUAUGCUUUGAUUUUUCUAGUCAGAAUAUUCUAAAUGUAAGAAAUAUUUGAAAAAAUUGAUGAAAAUUUCAUGCUGAGUCAAAAAUUUCCAAUUUAUUUUUAACUGUUUCAGCUGCUUUAUCAAAUUUUACUUGUUGCUCAUAUUUGUGGAUGUGGAUUUCAUUUUGUUGGGUUGUAUUCAGACAAAGACAACAAUUGGAUAGUUAAAAAUCAAUUAGACCAAGCCCCUUUUAUAGAUAAUUAUAUCAGUUCAAUUUAUUUUGCAAUUAUUGCAAUGAUCACUGUGGGUUUUGGAGAUGUUGUUCCCAUAAAUAAAUACGAAAGGGUUUAUGUUAUUUUUUAAACGUGUUUUAGCUGUGGAAUAUUUGCUUUCGCUAUAAAUACAAUAGGGAAUAUUGUAAAAGAAAAAUAGGCACAUACUCAAGAGCUUAAAGCUAACAAGAAUUUAGUACUCACUUACAUGAAGGUGAGAAAUAUUUCCAAAUAAAGUUAAAAUAAAGUUAUUAGAUUCUUAGAAUAUUCACAUAGAAAUUAGAAUGAUAAUCCUUAAAAAGGAAAAUAACUCAUUUAAAAUAUGAGUAAAAGUGUUAGAGACGAAGUAUAUUUCGAGUUUUUUGCCAAGGUCAUCAACUAAAUACCACUUUUUACUAACUACUUCUCAGAAAAAAUUAGGUAAGAAAUUUAAUCCUAAUUUAGCGAAGCAGUUUACGGGCCAGGAGAUUGUAUUCUAAAUCAAGGAAAACCCUCUAAAAAUUUAUAUUUCAUUAUAUCUGGAGAAAUCUAACAAGUCAUAAAACUUAAACAAAACUCCUAUAGCUAACAAUAAAAAUAAAUCAUAGUUUCAAUUUUAAAACAGGGAGACACUUUCGAUAAUGAAAGUUUUAUUGGUAAUACUCCAUGUAAAUAUGAGUAUAUCUCAAAGAAUACUACACAAAUUGCAUAUAUAUAAAAAGAAGUGUUUGAAAACAUCUUAUAAAAUUAUAGAUUAGAUUAUGAAUAAUAUUGUAUGCUUGUUCACACUAUCCGUUUUAAAAAUGAAUGUGCAUUGUUAAAGUAAUGUCAAUCUUGCAAGAAUAAAUUUCAUAGUAUAUUAAAUUGCCCACUACUGCAUUACGAAGUAAACAAAGAAUUGCUUUUAAAACGUUACAUAUGUGAAAUACCUUAAAAAAGAUAAGACUUUGACCGAUAGUAAAAAAAGAGAUCAAAUUUAAAAAACUUUAAAUAAAUGCACAAUCAACUCAGAUUUUUUAGACUCAGAUUGCCAAAAGACUAUGCUUACUAAAGCCAAAAUUAUGAUGAAGAAGAAUAAAUCUAAGAUAUUUAAUAGAAAAACUAGUUUUACUAGCUACUCGAAUAUGAUGACGAUGAAGUUUUUAUAACCUGUUCACCACAAUUAAUUUUCAGUGAAAGCUAAAAUGAUAUAGUAUAUCUUAUUGAUGAAGAGGAAGAAGAAACUGUAAUGCAAGAUAUGAUUGAUGAUAUAGAAAACUCUGGAUUAUUUGAUGAAAACUAAAGUAGCUAGUAAAAUGCUAUAAAAAGAAGAAACGGGUUACUUAUUUCCAAUAAAUCGCAAUAAGAAGAAUAAAUCAAAUAAAAAAAAUCUCAGUAGCCAAAAUUUAAUCGUUCAAAAACCUCUAAAAAAUAGCAAAAUAAAAAAAAAUAACAUAAAAUUUUGAACUUUGCGUUUUCCUCUGAUUUUAAGAAUUAUAACAAAAACAGUGAAUUUGAUAAAUAUGACGACUAAUAUAAUAAAAAUAAAUAGAAUAUGCUGCCUAAUAAAUCUUCUUUUGGCUAACUGAAAUCCAAAUCUUUAACUUCACUAUUCAACGAUUAAGAAGACUCUAUAAUUGAUAGCACAGAUUUUCAAGAAAUUAAAGAUUCAAAUAUAAAUCAGUAAGAUUAAGUAGUUGGUGAUCAAAUUUAUUCAAAAACUGAUAUUCAAAAAAGCUAUGCUAAUAAUACUGUCAAGAAAAAAUAACAUGAAUUUUGUGAUGAAAAAAAAUUAAGCAUUUAAACAUAAACACAAACUUUGAAUAUCGAAGAUUCUUAAAAAACACAAUAUAUGUAAUAAUAAUAAUAGAACAUGUAACAAAGUUUACCGAUACAUAAAGUGACUUCUGAAUUUUAGAUUCCUUCAAAUUAGCAAAUUUAAACUGGAUAUGUGGGAACAGUAGAGACAGAAAGAAUUUUUUCUUACUAAAAUAUAUAAAACUAAUAAUACUCAAUGUGCUUAUCUCCACUCCUUGAAGAUUAAUUAAUUAAAAGUAAGCCCUAAAAUAGUAUGAACUAAUUGCCAAAAGUUUAAAUAAAUAAAAAUAGUCCUUAAUUCCACCUUAAAAAUGUAAAUAAUUAACAAACUCAAAUAAAUUAACAGAAUUAAGCUAUUUAAAGUUAGACAAAUAAUCCCCAUUUAUUAAAUCUUAAAAAUCCAUAAAUUUCUCCAAAAAGAAACUCUCUUAGUGUUAUUUAGGGAUAAUAAAAUAUUAAUACAACAAUUAAUAGUUUACCAUCAUCUUUAAAUUAAAAAAAUUAGUCUAGACUCUCAGUUUUAAAUGAGUUGAAUCCUCAUUAAGGUUCAAGUAGUAUUUCUAAUAGCUAAAUAAAAGAACUUUCAUAAUACUCGAAACGUAGCUCUUAAUAAUAUAAACCAGGUUUAUAAUACCAAUAGUAACAAUCUUUAAAUGGAGUUUUCCAGGGUCAGCAACCAUCAUAAACUUUUAUUGGAAAUUAAAAUUAAACUCAUAAUUAAUUCCAAAGCUUGGCUAUGUUAAUGUCAAGGCAAUUUUCUAAUUUUUCAUAAUCAAAUAAAACAAAAAAGGGUAAUAAAUUACAAACGAAAUUAAAUUCUUUAAUGAGCUAAACUAAAAAUGAGGAAAAUCAAAACUACUAGUAAAAAUUAAAUAAAGAAUCAUUAAAUGAAUAAAGCAAUUGUGAUGAAAAUAUAUAAGAAGAUGAUAAAUUUGAAACACUAUUUCUGAUUCCCUAAUUCGAAAAUCUAUUAAAAUUAGUAGAAAACCAAGGAAAAAGCUUGCAAGCUAUAAUUUAACUAAGAAAGGAAGACCUAGGAAUAAAAGAAAGCUAGAUUUAGAAAUAUCUCCAUAACACCUCUAGCAAUCUUUAGAGUUAAAAUUAUAAACAAACUAAAAAGAAAGUGUUAUUGAAUAAUUUAUUAAAACCAGCUAAUUAAAAUGAAUAAAUACUUACUUAUCUUCUUGGUUAGCUUAAACAGUGUAUAAAAAUAAUAAACUUUUAUACAUAUUUUUAAUAUGCAAAUUUAUUAUAAUACAAUUAAUUAUAUUUAGUUAAUUAUUUAAAUUAUUAUCUUUUUCAUUAAUUAUUUUAAAUUAAUUAAAAAAUAUCAAAAAUAAAAUAAAUUUAACUUGAAAAUCAAGGAAUUUUAAUAAAUUUCCAAACUAAAUUUAUUGAGUGA